Messenger RNA from Electrophorus electricus (electric eel), 1324 nucleotides. Its product is annotated as caspase-6-like. Gene Ontology annotation, biological process: proteolysis; apoptotic process; positive regulation of neuron apoptotic process. NCBI's taxonomy places the organism in Eukaryota, Metazoa, Chordata, Actinopteri, Gymnotiformes, Gymnotidae. Gene Ontology annotation, molecular function: cysteine-type endopeptidase activity. The record is from RefSeq and is a predicted model, not a curated record. Gene Ontology annotation, cellular component: cytoplasm.
GUUGAUCACACACGACGGCAAUGGCGAGGCACAGCAAAAAUGAGCUUUUAGCAUUAAUUUGCUUGCAGAGUACAACAUGAAUUCUAAGAGACGAGGGACAGCGCUCAUCUUCAACCAGGAAAACUUUCACUGGAAGCUAUCCAUGAAAAAACGUUGUGGUACAGCUAAAGACAAAGAAAACCUCACUGAAAGAUUUCAAAAUCUAGGGUUUGGUGUGGAAACUCACAAUGAUCUAAACAAGGAGGAUAUGAUGAAGAAAAUACAUGAAGCUGCAGCAGCUGACCACACAGAUGCCGACUGCUUUGUCUGCGCUUUCUUAAGUCAUGGGGAAGAAGGGCACAUCUUUGCCUAUGAUGGCAAGGUUAACAUUAAGGACAUAACAGCUCUCUUCAGAGGAGAUACAUGCCAGAGCCUUGUAGGGAAACCCAAGGUCUUCAUCUUCCAGGCAUGCCGUGGUAAUAUAGGUGACGAUCCUGUGACCCCCAUGGGGGUUGUUGAGGAAGAGGAGGAGGAAGAGGAGGAGGAGCCUGCUAUGAUCUACACCCUCCCAGCAGGGGCAGAUUUUCUAAUGUGUUACUGUGUAGCUGAGGGAUACUACGCCUUUCGCAACAGAGACUCCGGUUCCUUCUACAUUCAGGACCUGUGUGAGACACUGAGAGAUCAUGGCUCCACGCUGGAGUUCACCGAGCUCCUUACCCUGGUCAACCUGAAGGUCUCCAGACGCAGCACUGAGCGCAGGGAUGGGAAGGGAAAACAGCAGCCAUGUUUCACCUCUGUCCUCACGAAGAAACUUUACUUCAGACCCAAGGAGUAAAGUACAACUGUUCCACUAUUAACGUCAUCCAGGGUGAAACACUGCCUUGUCUCAAACAAACGGCCUCACUGCUAUAAUGUCAACAAAAAUUCAUUCGUUUUCCCAUUUUUAUCAUAGUUGAUGACCUUCAUGACCUCUCUGAAACAAAUACUGAUAUAUGAACCUGAUUGCUUUGACAUCUUUUUGACAAAUUAAUGUUUGCAGAGGUUGUGUAACCCCAGUGCUUCGCCUUUGUACACAUGGACAUUACAUCAAUUCCCAGUUGUGUGUGUAUGACCACUGCACUUCUCAGAACAGCCCAGACUAGAAGAGUAGGUUCAGCAGGCUAGUCCCCAUUCUUUACAUAUAAUGCAAAGCAGCCCACUAAACCCAAAACAAUCCAAAACACCUCACACCUCACUGCUAACAAACACAUACCUCACAUUUCCCUGCUAACUUCUUUAAUCUGCACAUUUUAAAAAUAAAGGUGAUAGUCCUUCAUAACAUACCAAAGCCAAUCAGAUAAUAAAA